This is a messenger RNA of Tetrahymena thermophila SB210, 1410 nucleotides long. RefSeq lists its product as hypothetical. Gene Ontology annotation, cellular component: cytosol; perinuclear region of cytoplasm; nucleus. The transcript is spliced from 11 exons. Gene Ontology annotation, biological process: nucleocytoplasmic transport; activation of GTPase activity. The record is from RefSeq and is a predicted model, not a curated record. Gene Ontology annotation, molecular function: GTPase activator activity; small GTPase binding. NCBI's taxonomy places the organism in Eukaryota, Ciliophora, Oligohymenophorea, Hymenostomatida, Tetrahymenidae.
UUUAUAGUAAGAUUUUAUUUUUUAACUGAUCAAACAAAAAAUAAAAAAAUAUAAAUUUAAAAAGUAAUUUCUUUAAAGAGCAAAUAACAAAAUAUGCUAAUUUUAAAUCCAACAAAACAAUUAAAAUUAAAUACAUUUAAUAUUUAGUCAUUAGAAAUUAAAUUUGAUCAGCAAAGUCUAAGUGAAUAAGAUGCUAAAUUAUUAGGAAAGACAUUAGAAAAAUUAAAAAGCCUCCACAUAUUAAAUAUCGAUUUUGUAAAUUGCUAGCUGAUGUCAUAAUACUGUUUUUCUCUCAUGCUUUCAGGAAUUUUAAAAUGUUAAAACCUCACAUCUUUAUCUAUUAAACUAGAUUAGUAGAACAUGGAAUAAUAAAAGGUGUUCAGUUUAAGUUCUGCUUUAGCUCAGGCUAAAAAUCUAACCUAUUUAAAAAUCUUUAUGCAGGACCAUAAUUUUAAUAGAUAAGGAGCUUCUUAGUUAGGUUAAGCUUUAGAAAACCUAAAAAAUUUGAAAUAAUUAACCCUUGAUUUAAGCUAAUAAAAAGAAAAAGGGUAAUAUAAACUUGGCUAAAUAGGAGAUUAAGGAUUAUCAGAUUUAUCAAAAAGUAUAUCCUAAUGCCCAAACAUUGAAGAGUUUGAAUUAAAUUUAUUGAACAAUCAUAUUUUAAGAAAGGGAGUAUGCAAUUUAGGUGGAGCAAUAGCUCAACUUAAGAGAAUUAGAAAAUUAAAUUUAUAAUUAGCUUUAAAUACUCUAGGAGACGAAGGAGUCAUGGGCUUUUGUCGUGAAUUAUAAAUAUGUUAGAGUCUAUAAAUUUUACACAUAAACUUAAUGUAAAAUGAAAUUGAAGAAGGUUACAUAGAAAUAGGCACUUUAUUAGGACAAAUCGAAAAUCUUUAUGAGAUCGAUAUAAAUUUUAUGUAAAUUUAUUAAUAAACCUACAAAAAUAUAUCUUUAAAUAUAAAAGGGGAAAUAACUAUUUUAUAAAGACUUUAGGAUUAAUGUGUAAAGGAUUAGGAAAAAGUAAAAGUUUGGUCUCAAUAAAAUUAAUUUUUUACAACCCUUACAAAAAAUUUCCAUAUGAUGACUACCGUUAUAUCGAUAAUGAGGCUAUUUUAAGAAGAGCCUUGCAACUCAAGUUGCAAAAAACUAAACGCUUAGUUUCAUUCACUUUGGAUCUUAAAAAGCCAUGAAAUUUAUUUUAACUCUAUUAAUUGUCUUUUAUAAAGCUUAAAUUUUUUGAUUUGUUUUAACUUAAAAUAAUUAAUUAAUUUAAAUGUUUGUUAUUAUUGUAAUACUUAUUUUAAAAAUAGCAAUUAUUAAUUAUUUAAAUAUAAAAUUUACUAAUUAAUUAAGUAAAAUUUUUUAGGAAUUUGUAAUAAUACAUUUAAAUUAAAAUAUUUCUUUUUUAAAUGA